Tribolium madens (black flour beetle) is the source of this 1845-nucleotide messenger RNA. RefSeq names its product neuropeptide FF receptor 2-like. Gene Ontology annotation, molecular function: G protein-coupled receptor activity. The transcript is spliced from 6 exons. Gene Ontology annotation, cellular component: membrane. Gene Ontology annotation, biological process: G protein-coupled receptor signaling pathway. The coding region runs from base 30 to 1046 and encodes 338 amino acids. NCBI's taxonomy places the organism in Eukaryota, Metazoa, Arthropoda, Insecta, Coleoptera, Tenebrionidae. The record is from RefSeq and is a predicted model, not a curated record.
UCGCGAAAUAUGGGCACCCCAAAUGGGACAUGGGCAAACUAUGCGUCACUAACUACUUCCUAGUGAACUUAUCGGUGGCCGACCUCUUGGUGGCCCUCGUCUGCAUGCCAAAUGCGGCUUAUGCCGCCUACACCUCCAUCUACAGCUUCGGAGAGUACACCUGUAAAAUAUCGGCCUAUUUCCAGUGCGUUUCGGUGGCAUCGAGCAUCUUCACCAUCACCGCCAUGUCCAUCGACCGCUACCUCGCCAUCACCAAACCCUUCGGCUUCUUCAAUCGCUGCUUCAACAAACGCAACACCGUCAUCGUCAUCCUCCUCCUGUGGCUCCUCUCCUUCGUCCUCUUCCUCCCCGUCCUCCUCGUCACCGGCACGUGGAAAAUGGACGACAUCUUCAUCUUCAACAAGAGUCUCGACAUCCCAGCCUACUUCUGCCGCGAGGACUGGACCACUUAUUUCGGCUCCUCGGGCUCGGAAAUGCGUCAAGCCCUAGGCAUCACCUGGUUCAUCUUCAUGUUCGUGGUGCCAGGGGUGAUAAUGCUGUUCGCCUACUCGAUGAUGAGCAGGACGUUGUGCUCGGGGGUGCCGCCCUUUGACACCAACGAUGGCUUGUCCUGCAUUCAACAGGGAAACAGACUAAUGCGAAGCCGUAAACGCGUCGCCUGCAUCCUCCUCCUUCUCGCUUUCUUGUUCGCCAUCUGCUGGAUGCCCUACCACCUGGUGAGCCUCCUCGACGACCUCAAUAACAGCUCCUACAAGAACCUCAAAAUGAAUCUCGUCCUCUUAGGCCACGCCAAUUCCGCCCUCAACCCCAUCAUUUAUUGCGCCCUUUCGCGCAAAUUCCGAAACUCCAUCAAAGAUCUUAUUUGCAUUGAUAUACAUUUCACCAGACGGAGGCAAAAUAUUCAGUGGGGCGACAGUUCUGGCUCAGGCACCCAACUCCAUUAUUUACACAGGAUUAAAUCAGUCCCGACGGUACAUAAUCAGCUUCAUUUCGCCCUCGGACGCCUCCAGUCAAGCCAGAAAACGACAAAGACUUGUGUGGUUUGAGGACUUUUAGUGUUUCAUCAAUAGUUUGUGUUUUAGUACACCCUAUAUAAUAUCCAACUGUUCUCAAUUAACUUAGUUGCUAAGCAACGAUAAACAAAUCGUCCAUCUUUGUAAUAUAAUUUGUUUUGUUGCUUAGCAACGAUAUAUAAAGUGGUUUGAAAACAGUCGAUAUACAGGGUGUUUUCUUAAUAUUGCAAAAAAUUGCAACUACAUAAAAAACACUAAUUUGUCAAAUAAACGAGAGUUUAGUUUAGGUAUGAAAAUACAGGGUGAUAAAGUUUAUUUCCUCCGAAACCACUUAUUUUCUUUUUUUGUUGCCGUUUGCAAUUUUUCGUAAUUUUAAGAAAACACACUGUAUAUAUUUCGAUGCGUCGUCCAUAUCACGUAUUUUUAUACCGGUCUAGACCUAGUUUUAGGAUUUUUUUGUGUGAAAUGUUUUAUUGUUAUACAGGGUGAGUCACUAACGCAACGUGCAAAGAUACUGACUUGUGAAAACUGAAAUUAUUUUGCGGUGUUGCCAAGUUGACAGUAGAAAAGUAAAAUUUGGCAUAUUGGUAAAGAAGACUUUACUCUAUCGCCUGAUGGAGUUUCUUUUUGUUUUUCUCAUACAGGGUGUUUACUACAAGUGAUCAAAGUGUGCAAUUUUUUGAUAAAGUUAGUAUCGUCCAACGCUGCUUUAAUGUCUCACCCUGUAGAAAAGCAAGAUACGCUUUGCAUUUCCAACUCGGCCAUGGGCCUUAUUCAAUUCAUCAUCAUUCUUGCUACUCUCUGUUCGAUGUUCAUGUCUGUGAUUUUUCUU